AAUGUCGUAUUGGCCGCUCUCAGGUUACUCUCUGCUGAUAAUAUUGAUUGCUUUAGCUAUGUUCAAGACAAUACAGCUAGCAACUAUUGCCGAUGCACAGCAAGGGGAAAGACAACACGCCGUUACAGAGGCCUCUCGGGAUUCCUCCGCCAGCACGAAAAUUUAUUCAGGGCUGACAAUCUUCAGUAUUAUCUCGUCGGUGAUUCGGCUCGGUUUGAUUCAAACGAUUUCGGAUGCCACCGUAGGUUAUCAAACUGUCGAUUUCAGUGAAUCCAUGUACCGAAAUAAACCUGUCAAGGGAUUCCAAUCCCCUUUAAUCGUCCUUAACCGUAAUAAGCCACCAACAAGCGCCGAAAAAGCUAACGAUGCAUCAAGGAAUCAGCAAAAAGUACCAAACAAUUCUACCAAGCCGUUUAGAAGUAACUCACAAAUCUUGAGUCUGUUCGAAGAAGCGAUUCGGGAAAACGAUGAUAAUUACGAUAACAUAGUAGAAACUAAUCCGUCGAAGAAAGAAAAAUCCAAUGAUAAUCCAGCUGGCGAGAAGAAGACGUCAACUGUUGCAUCGCGCUCGAAAGUUAUCUUUAAUGUGGUAUAUGGCAAAAUAUCUUCAAAGAAACACAAAACAUGGGAUGGCGAUGGAUUGCUAGAAGUGGCUGGGAAAAGUGCAGUGCUUAAGGAUUUGGAUGGUAAUGUUAUUGGAAGAGCUACAGUUAAUCCAAGCAAUGCAGUAGAAGGUUCCAGAUUAAUCAUAGCAAGCAAAGAAAUAGAGAUAAUAGAUCAAGCAUCUGAAGAGCUAUCAGUAGUAUCAGAGAAGCGUUCGGAAGAAACAGUAGAAGAGCCAUUGCAGAAAAAAUUUAAGGCAUGUCCUGCAUAUGCAUUUGUGCCUCCAUUGCCCAAAAAAGGAUUGACAUUAAAUUGCAAACCUUUGGUGAUGCCAUAUAUGAAUUCUACUGCUAUAUGGAUAAGUCAGGAAGCUUCGCAAAAGGAGCAGGAAGUAUCAGUUGACUCUUGUUUAGUAGCAAUGCUCAGAGAACACCAACGACAUGGCAUUGUUUUUCUCUAUGAAUGUUUGAUGGGUCUGAAAGUAGCAAAUUAUUUUGGUGGGAUUUUAGCCGAUGAAAUGGGUCUUGGCAAAACAUUACAAUGUAUCACAUUAAUUUGGACAAUGUUGAAGAAAGGUCCAUAUAGCAAACCAAUUUUGAAGCGUGCAUUGAUACUAGCGCCCAGUAGUUUGUGUGACAAUUGGAAGAAGGAAUUUGCAAAGUGGUUAGGCUGUCACAGAGUAUCUCCGUUUGUUGUGGAUGGGAAAAAUAAACCUAAGGACUUCACCAGUCGACCAAGAAAUUCGGUGAUGAUUAUUAGUUAUGAAAUGUUCAUCAGAUGUCAUAUGGAAAUUAAUGAAAUUGCCUUCGACCUGAUCGUGUGCGACGAAGGCCAUAGAUUGAAGAAUAGCAAUAUAAAGGCAGCAAAAUUAUUAUACGAGGUAAACUGUAAGAAACGAAUUAUCUUAACCGGCACUCCUAUACAAAAUGACUUGAAGGAAUUUUAUGCAUUAGUGGAUUUUGUUAAUCCCAGCAUUCUUGGUACUCCAAGCGAAUAUAGAAAUUAUUAUGAGGAUCCCAUCGUCGCGUCUCAAUCUCCUCAUGCGUCCGACGACGUUCUCAGUUUGGGAAACGAAAGGGCCAUGGAGUUGCACGAAUGCACCAAACGUUUCAUCCUGAGACGCACGCAAGAAACGAUAAAUAAGUACCUGCCGUGUAAGCAUGAGAUGGUAUUGUUUUGCUCUCUAUCAAGUAAACAAGAAGAUUUAUACUCUCUCGUCACCGAUGCCUGGUUCGACCGAAUUUUUACACAGGAUAAAACUAUUACACACUUGACUAUCAUCACGGCGCUUAAAAAAAUUUGCAAUCAUCCGAGUCUGUUCACGAACGAUAAAGGAGGUGUGCUGUAUGACGCUCUAUCAACGCGCGUAACGCCGACGAAACACGACGAAAAUUUUACAAGAUAUUGCGGAAAGAUUACAAUUGUACAGACGCUGAUGAGAAACUUGAAGAACACUAACGAGAAGUUGGUGUUGGUUUCCUAUUACACGCAAACGCUCGAUCUUCUCCAAACCGUAUGUAGUGUGGAACGUUUGAAGUAUUUGAGAUUAGAUGGUGCCACUUCGACCACCACGCGAUCGAAAGUUAUUGAACAAUUUAACACGAAAACCGAUGAAAGCAAAAUCCUCCUAUUAAGUGCGAAGGCAGGUGGGGUUGGUCUAAAUUUACCAGGGGCAUCUAGACUUGUGUUAUUUGAUUCUGAUUGGAACCCCGCGUCUGAUAUGCAGGCUAUGGCAAGAAUCUGGAGAGACGGGCAGAAGAAGGAUGUUUAUAUUUAUAGAUUGCUGACGACAGGUACAAUAGAGGAAAAAAUAUACCAAAGACAAAUCAGCAAAGCUGGUCUGAGUGAAUUCGUGGUAGAUCUGAAUCACCUUAGGUCUUUAAAAUUAUCAACUGAGGAACUGAAGGAUCUAUUUACACUGACAACCGAUACGGUCUCUGUGACGCACGAUUUGAUGAAUUGCUCUUGUUCUGGUAAAAAUAAUGAACAUAUAUCUAUUGAAAAGUUUCAAACAGACAAUGGUAGCAUGCGCGAUUGCCAGUUUGUAUUGCAGGAUAAGUCGUCUACUACACAAAACUUAACUAUAAAUCAGUUAUUAGAUUGGCAACAUUACAAGCAACCGAUUCUACCCGAUAUUAUGCAGAUUACAUGGGGUCUAGGGAUUGGCGUCAGCCUGGGGUUUUACAGCGCACAGUCAUUUAUUGAAUGAAUGAGAAUAAAGAGGUUAAGAAAAUAAGCUUCCUUUCUUCUCUAACGAAGAACCGUUCAAGAACAGCGAUAAGGAACACAGCUAGCGGCCAUACUGUGACUGAAAAGAAACUGAAAAGAAGUCUUGACUUUAUCAACAAAAUUUAGUACGACCUAUUUUAUUCGAAAGAAAAUGGAACAUGGUGAAGAAUUCUUUCAGCGUAUAUCUCUUUUCUACUUUGAUAUGGGGAAAAGUCUUACUGAAACUCAUCAAUUGCUCAGUGAAGUUUAUGGUGACAAUACUCCAUCGAAAACAACUUGCGAAAAAUGGUUUGAACGAUUUAAAAAUGGAGAUUUUAACAUAGAAGACAAACAACGUCCAUGCCAAAAGUCAAAAAAGUUUGGAAACAACGGAUUGCAAGCAUCGUCAAAUAAAAAUCCAUUUCAAACGACCAAAGAAUUGGCAGAAGCAUCAAAUGUCACCGACGGAGAUGUUUCCAGACGUUUAUCCGUCAUAGGAGAAACUCAUAAAGAAGGAAGAUUGAAUGUAUUAGAUGAUGCUGCAAGCUUUGCUCGUGUUUCUAUCGCUACUUCUUUGUUCGCAAGGUAUAUGAAAAAUAAUUUUUUGUGGCGAAUCAUAACCGGCGGCGAAAAAUGGCUCUAUUACGAUAAUCUAAAACGUAAAAGGACACAGGCGAAUCCGGACCAACCAUCAACUUCGACGGCCGGACGGAAUAUUCACAGAGUAAUGUUGUGUAUUUGGUGGGAUCUGGAAGGCAUAGUGUAUCAUGAGCUACUGCAACCAGAUGAAAUAGACACAACCGACCGCUACAAACAACAAAUGGAACGUCUGAAUGAGGAAUUGAUGCAGAAAA
This is a messenger RNA of Harpegnathos saltator (Jerdon's jumping ant), 3665 nucleotides long. RefSeq names its product DNA repair and recombination protein RAD54B. Bases 2 to 2812 code for a protein of 936 amino acids. The transcript is spliced from 10 exons. Gene Ontology annotation, molecular function: DNA translocase activity; ATP binding. Gene Ontology annotation, biological process: reciprocal meiotic recombination; double-strand break repair via homologous recombination. Gene Ontology annotation, cellular component: nucleus. The record is from RefSeq and is a predicted model, not a curated record. Lineage: Eukaryota; Metazoa; Arthropoda; Insecta; Hymenoptera; Formicidae.